GCGAGGGGCCAAGGGGGAGGGGGGAGGGCCAUCCCCGCCCCGACGCCGCCCCCCGCAUGGCCCUGCCGCCCGCCCGCCCGCCCCAUCGGCGCUCUUCCCGGUCCCCUCCGUGCAGAGAUGGCGGCGCCGCGCAAGCAGCAGCAGCCGCAGCAAUUGGCGCUGCUGAGCGUGUCGGACAAGAGCGGCCUGGUGGGGCUGGCGCGGAGCCUGGGCGAGCUGGGGCUGGCCCUCGUGGCCUCCGGGGGCACCGCCGCCGCCCUCCGCGACGCCCGCCUCGACGUCAGAGAUGUUUCUGAUCUUACUGGAUUUCCAGAAAUGUUGGGGGGGCGAGUGAAGACUCUCCAUCCUGCAGUCCAUGCUGGCAUCCUGGCUCGUGACAUUCCGCAAGAUGCUGCUGACAUGGAUAAAAUGGAUUUCAGCCUUGUGAGAGUUGUGGUUUGCAACCUGUACCCCUUUGUCAAGACCGUGGAGUCCCCAAAUGUCACUGCCCAAGAGGCAGUUGAACAGAUUGACAUAGGAGGAGUGGCUUUGCUGAGAGCUGCCGCAAAGAACCAUGCCCGGGUGACCGUUGUGUGUGAUCCCGGGGACUACAGCAGCGUAGUGGAAGAAAUGAAGGCAUCCAGUAACAAAGAUACCACACAGGAGACCCGCCGCCAGUUGGCACUCAAGGCUUUCACCCAUACGGCUCAGUAUGACACGGCCAUUGCUGAUUACUUCCGGAAACAGUACAGCAAAGGGGUGUCUCAGCUUCCCCUGAGGUACGGCAUGAAUCCGCACCAGACACCUGCGCAGCUCUACACUCUGAGGCCUCAACUUCCUCUUUCAGUGCUGAAUGGCUCUCCGGGGUUCAUCAACCUGUGUGACGCCCUGAACGCCUGGCAGCUGGUCCGGGAGCUCAGGCGGGCCUUGGGCAUCCCAGCCGCAGCAUCCUUCAAGCACGUCAGUCCAGCAGGUGCGGCUGUUGGAGUCCCACUCAGUGAAGAGGAGGCCCAGGUCUGCAUGGUGCAUGACUUGUUCAAGACCCUGAGCCCCUUGGCAGCCGCCUACGCCCGGGCAAGAGGUGCUGAUAGAAUGUCAUCUUUUGGUGACUUCAUUGCUCUGUCUGAUAUCUGUGACGUCCCCACAGCAAAGAUCAUUUCCAGAGAGGUGUCAGAUGGAGUGGUGGCUCCCGGGUAUGAGGAAGAAGCCCUCCAAAUCCUGUCCAAAAAGAAGAACGGGGGCUACUGUGUGCUGCAGAUGGACCCCACUUACGAACCGGAGGAAAAUGAGAUCCGCAUUCUCUUCGGACUGCACCUGAUGCAAAGGAGGAAUGAUGGUGUGAUCGACCGGUCGCUGUUCAAGAACAUCGUUACUAAAAACAAAAAUCUGCCUGAACUGGCUGUCCGGGAUCUGAUUGUUGCCAGCAUCGCUGUCAAAUACACGCAGUCGAACUCUGUCUGUUAUGCCAAGGACGGGCAGGUGAUCGGGAUCGGGGCAGGGCAGCAGUCCCGCAUUCACUGCACUCGCCUAGCCGGAGACAAGGCCAACCACUGGUGGCUGCGGCAUCAUCCCCGCGUGCUCUCCAUGAAGUUCAGAAGCGGAGUGAAAAGAGCAGAGAUCUCCAACGCGAUUGACCAGUACGUCACGGGGACCAUCGGUGAGGAGGAGAAGGACCUGAUCAAGUGGAAGGCCCUGUUUGAGGAAGUCCCUCCUCUGCUAACUGAGGCAGAGAAGAAGUCGUGGAUUGCAAAGCUGAGUGGAGUCGCGCUCAGCUCGGAUGCGUUCUUUCCUUUCAGGGACAACGUGGACAGGGCAAAACGGAGUGGUGUCCAGUUCAUCGCUGCCCCUUCUGGUUCGGCCGCUGACCAAGUUGUGAUUGAGGCGUGUAACGAGUUGGGGAUCACGCUGGUUCAUACCAGCCUCCGCCUCUUCCAUCACUGAUGUGCUCCAGAGAUGCAGCAGACGUUCCUCUGUGGAAGUAGCCUCUUCUCUAACAAAGGUUUGAAGACCGGGCUGCAGCAGCGGCACCACGUUGUCCUUUAAGACCAGCAGAACGCUAAUCAAUUUUUCUGUGAAUAUUACACAGGCUGCCUUGAAAUGAAAAAUAAAUUCCUAGACUUGCUCUGUCAGAAUUGUUCCUGAAGUGCCUUUGUGCUUUUUAAAAAUUGACUGUGCUGCCUGGGUUCUCCUGCUUUUUGAAAUUGGUCUUUUUUUGCAUCUCCUGUAGACCACCUAAGACAGUGGUCAUGCUGGCAGGGGCUGAUGGGAAUUGUAGUCCAUGAACAUCUGGAGUGCCAUAGGUUCGCCACCACGGACCUAAGAGAAAGGCUGCAUUCAAGCAGAGGCUCUUUGCCUUUUGCACCAGCAGCAUUCCCCCUGCAAUCCUUGGCUCCACUUCCUCUUGACCAGUUUCAGUCGCCAGGGCCAGGGGACCCCACUCAGCCAGCCCAGGCCAGGAGGUUCCCUCUUCUCAAGGGAGAAGGUAGCCCUCUGCCACGAUCAGUCCCUGUUUGAUCCUUCCAUGUCUCCCGUCUCCUGCCUGGGAUGUGGGAACCUGUCUCUCCUCAUUUCCCCUCCCUUCUGUGCUUCCGUUUUUCCGCUUUGCUUCUCGGGUACUGCCUUAUCAGCUCAUGAGACACCUGCUGUCGAAGCUCUGUCAGUAGUGUGGUAUGUUGGUUGCUUGGAUCCCGAGGGAGGCUUUUUUGUCUCUUGACCAUGACAAUGGAGGGGUGCCAUCCCCCCUUGGGAACGGGUGGUCAGGGGUGGUGUUAGGUGAUGGGGGGGGGGGCGUAUAAUGGAGGCCACAUUGCUGGCUAUUCUUAGUUUUGGUAAUAGAAGUCUAAAUGCUUAUUCCUGUGCAGUUUCAUAAUAAAGGAAUAAACUGAA
This is a messenger RNA of Sphaerodactylus townsendi, 2865 nucleotides long. It is a transcript of the gene ATIC, whose product is annotated as 5-aminoimidazole-4-carboxamide ribonucleotide formyltransferase/IMP cyclohydrolase. Lineage: Eukaryota; Metazoa; Chordata; Lepidosauria; Squamata; Sphaerodactylidae. The transcript has 16 exons. Bases 118 to 1920 code for a protein of 600 amino acids. The record is from RefSeq and is a predicted model, not a curated record. Gene Ontology annotation, molecular function: phosphoribosylaminoimidazolecarboxamide formyltransferase activity; IMP cyclohydrolase activity. Gene Ontology annotation, cellular component: cytosol. Gene Ontology annotation, biological process: 'de novo' IMP biosynthetic process.